AUGUCCUUUUUCAGGCGGAAAGUGAAAGGCAGAGAACAAGAAAAGAACACAGACGUGAAAGCAAUUAAAACUCCAGUACCAGUACAUUCCCCUCAGAGAAGCACUAGGAAUCAUGCCUUGCUGGAGGCUGCAGGACCAAGCCAUGUGGCAAUUAAUGCCAUCUCUGCCAACAUGGACUCCUUUUCUAGCAGUCGGACAGCUGCCCUUAAGAAGCAGCCAAGUCACAUGGAAGCUGCUCAUUUUGGAGACCUAGGCAGAUCGUGUCUGAAUUACCAGGCUGAAGAGACCAAAUCAAGCCUUUCAAAGACCCUGGAACAAGUCCUGCAGGACAGUGUGGCCCUCCCUUACUUUAUCCAGUUUAUGGAACUGCGCAGAAUGGAACACUUGGUUAAGUUCUGGUUAGAGGCUGAAAGCUUCCACUCGACAACAUGGUCCCGUAUAAGAGCACACAGCCUGAACACAGUCAAGCAGAGCUCCUUGGCAGAGCCAGUGUCACCCUCAAAACAGCAGGAAAUUGCAUCAUCUUCUCCUCCUGGAUUGCUGCAGGAGAGACUGGAGGAUUCUGGCACAGUCCAUCUGCUGAGGACCAGGCCAGUGGCUGCUGACAAGAAGGACAGAACUAGCACCAGCCAGAACCACCUGCUCUCGGGUCAGGAGAGCCAUAGUUCCAGUGUGCUUUGUCUAACAGAAUCUGAGACAGGGACUCAUUCUGUUCCAGCUGAUCAGCAAGAAUCUUCCAGGCCUACAGUAUCAAAUAAGAACAGCCCCUCCACUGCACUAAAAGACUUGUCAGGAAAACUCAUGAAAAGUAUAGAACGGGAUGCAGUUAGUACUUUUACCAAAUAUAUUUCUCCAGAUGCUGCUAAACCAAUUCCUAUUACAGAAGCAAUGAGAAAUGACAUAGUUGCAAAGAUCUGUGGGGAAGAUGGACAAGUGGAUCCAAACUGUUUUGUUACAGCACAGUCAAUAGUGUUUAAUGCAAUGGAACAAGAGCACUUUAGUGAAUUUUUGCGAAGUCACCAUUUCUGUAAAUACCAGAUUGAGGUGCUGACUAGUGGGACUGUUUAUCUGGCUGACAUACUUUUCUGUGAAUCAGCCCUGUUCUAUUUCUCUGAGUACAUGGAGAAGGAAGAUGCAGUUAACGUAUUGCAGUUCUGGUUGGCAGCAGAUAACUUCCAGUCACAACUUGCUGCCAAGAAAGGCCAGUAUGAUGGGCAAGAAGCACAGAAUGAUGCCAUGAUUUUAUAUGACAAGUAUUUCUCUCUUCAAGCCACGCAUCCGCUGGGGUUUGACGACGCAGUGAGGUUAGAGAUUGAAUCCAACAUCUGCAGGGAAGGUGGACCCCUUCCAAACUGCUUCACCACUCCCUUACGGCAGGCGUGGACCACCAUGGAGACGGUUUUCCUACCUGGUUUCUUGUCCAGCAACCUUUACUACAAGUACUUGAAUGAUCUCAUCCAUUCAGUACGAGGAGAUGAAUUUCCAGGAGGGAAUAUUGCACUGAGUAUUCAUGGCCACGGAAGCUCUCCUGAUAGUGAUUCUAUAGGGGCCCCAGAUGGCUCUGCCUCCCAGACCAAUGUCAAAAAGGCUAAUGUUAAAAUCCUGAAAAAUUUUGAUGAAGCAAUAAUUGUAGAUGCUGCAAGUCUGGAUCCAGAAUCUUUGUAUCAACGAACAUAUGCAGGGAAGAUGACAUUUGGACGAGUCAGUGACCUGGGACAGUUUAUCAGAGAAUCUGAACCAGAGCCCGAUGUCAAAAAAUCCAAAGGGUCCAUGUUUUCACAAGCAAUGAAGAAAUGGGUUCAAGGAAACACGGAUGAGGCUCAAGAAGAGAUGGCUUGGAGGAUAGCAAAGAUGAUAGUCAAUGAUGUCAUGCAGCAGGCGCAAUGUGAACAGCCUUCGGAGAAGGCUACGAAGCUAUGAUUUUAGAAACACCAGAAGAGGGAAUGCAGUUUUCAGCUUCGAGAAUGAGUGAACUUUCCCUUUUGGUGGAUUCUUGA
Molecule: messenger RNA, 1997 nt
Organism: Indicator indicator
Lineage: Eukaryota; Metazoa; Chordata; Aves; Piciformes; Indicatoridae
Gene: AKAP10
Product: A-kinase anchoring protein 10
Exons: 15
Coding region: 1-1920 (639 amino acids)
Biological process (GO): intracellular protein localization
Cellular component (GO): plasma membrane
Molecular function (GO): protein kinase A binding
Source: RefSeq, a predicted model, not a curated record